UUUUUUUUUUUUGAACAGAGAUUUUUUUUUUUUUUUUUUUGAAAAACAGCCCAAAAAGAUUAUUUAUUUAUUUAUUAUUUAUUUAUUUUGUUUUGAUAAAACCAAAACAAAAUUUAAAUUUUAAAAAACAAAAACUAUAGUAAUAUAAACCCCUCAAAUCUUCCAAACCGAACUCUCUCAUUCAAAUUUUUCUUCCCAUUUUUUAAUCUAAUUAAUUUCAUGAAUCCUCCUUUCUUCUACGCCGGCAUCGAGCUGCCGCCGCCGAACUGGAUCUCUCCACCACCGGACGAUGCUGCGGCGAUCGGAGCAGUUGAGAGGAUCGUCGGCUACUGCUUUAAGAACAAGAGGCUUUUAUUUGACGCUUUGACCCACUCGUCGGCGGGGGUGCUGAUGGACUCCACGGCGGCGUCGGCGUCGGCGUCGUACCAGCGGCUUGAGUUUCUAGGCGAUGCCACGUUGGGACUCGCCGUCAGCAACUACGUCUUUCUGGCUUACCCUGACAUUGAUCCCGGCCACCUCUCAUUGAUCCGCUCCGCCAAUGUGAGUACCGAAAAGCUCGCACGCGUGGCCGUGCGACACGGCCUCUAUCGCUACGUUCGCCGUAAUGCUGCAGCUCUUGAUGAAAAGGUUAGGGAAUUUUCCGAAGCUGUAUGUAAAGAAGAACAUGGAGUUGCACAUGGUGGGUCAAUAAAAGCACCUAAAGUUCUUGCUGAUAUAGUAGAGUCUAUAGCUGCUGCUGUAUAUGUAGAUGUCAAUUUUGAUCUUCAAAAACUCUGGGUGAUUUUCAGGGGUCUUUUGGAGCCAAUGGUGACACUUGAAGACUUGCUACAACAACCCCAACCAGUGACCAUGUUGUUUGAGCUUUGCCAAAAGCAUGGUAAGCAAGUUGACAUAAGACAUUGGAGAAACGAGUCCAAAAACGUGGCGAGUGUGUAUGUAGAUGGCAAGUUUGUUGCGUCCGGUUCUUCAGAGCACAAGGAGAUUUCUAAGCUAAAUGCUGCUAAGUUAGCUUUGUGCAAGCUUUCGAAAUCACUACCGAAUAAUAUUGAUGGUUUGUCGCAGAUCAUGAAUGGUAUUAAAGAGUCAUUUGAAAUUGAAGGUGCGAAACAGAAGCUACAUGAACUUUGUGGCAAGAAGAAGUGGCCUAAACCAACUUUCAAAAUGGAGAAAGCGGAAGGGCCUGCACAUGAAAGAACAUUUGUGUCCUCUGUUAAAAUAUCAACUGUAGAUGGUGUACUAUUUAUGAUGGGAGAUGGAAAAUCAAGAGUAAGAGAUGCAGAAAGUUCUGCAGCUUCUUUGAUGAUCCGCGCCUUGCAAGAAUCCGAUAUACUUUGAUGCAGCGCUUCCUUCUUCAUCGUUUCCAAUCUCCAACAACUAAUUGGGUCAAGGAUCAAGUAUAAUCGGGAUGUUCAGGCUUUGCUUCGCGUCGCAGUGAAGCAGAUAAGCACUGUAUUUAUACCUGGAAGUGAAAAAAAAUCAGAAUUUAUCAUUGAUGUUGUUGCUGUCAACAAUGUUGGGUUCAUUCCCUGAUUUUUAAUUUUUGUUAAAAGGUUUUAUUUGUAGGGUGCUUUUAACCUCAAAAUGAUAGAUGUUGAUGAUGACAUGCCUGAAAAUUUAGACAAACUCAAAUAUUGAAGAUUGAAGUUGCAGAGAUUAAUUUCGGAGAUUGUAUCGGUGACAUUGUUGCAGACAAUCCCAAUUCAAAGAAGGAAGCUUUCUCUCCAUUUGACAAGAGCUUCAUCUUGUGUUUGAGGUUAUGAAGAUGUGAUCUUAAAUGGAAACAAGAGAAUAAUGAUGAUGGUGUUUGUUGUUUUUGUGUGAGAAUUAAAAUAAGUUGUUAAUGAUUGAAUACAUGACAAAGGUAUAUAAGUGCAUUUUUGUUUUUCGAUAACACUAUAAAAACAUCUCUAACUAUACAUUUUGAAAUUUAAGAAUCAUUUAUAGUUUUUAGUUUUAUGGUGGUGUUGAACAUUUUAAUAGCAAUAUUCUAUUAAUAUAAAUGAUAGUAAGUUAUAUCA
Molecule: messenger RNA, 2018 nt
Organism: Cannabis sativa
Lineage: Eukaryota; Viridiplantae; Streptophyta; Magnoliopsida; Rosales; Cannabaceae
Product: ribonuclease 3-like protein 2
Exons: 6
Coding region: 220-1335 (371 amino acids)
Biological process (GO): siRNA processing
Cellular component (GO): cytoplasm; nucleus
Molecular function (GO): ribonuclease III activity; RNA binding
Source: RefSeq, a predicted model, not a curated record